Cladocopium goreaui is the source of this 542-nucleotide messenger RNA. The record is from the annotation of a GenBank genome assembly. NCBI's taxonomy places the organism in Eukaryota, Dinophyceae, Suessiales, Symbiodiniaceae.
GCAUAUUCUCUGACAGUUUAAGCCAUUCUAACUUCGGCUGUGGCUCCUUUGUUGUCAUGGUUGCUUUUGUCCAUUUGUUGGCCGUGGCGGGACCAGUGUUCAUCAUUGCCAGCCUCGCCAUGCCAGCGGGAAUUGGAGGUGGAAUGCUCUAUGUGCCACUGUUGAUUGUGACCCAUGUGGCAGACCCCCGCUUGGCGGCGGUUCUGGCACAACCAAUUAUCGUUGGUGCAGCAAUGGCAGGAAACUUCUUCAAUAUUGCAUGGCAGCUGCGGCACAAGGAGCAAAAGUUGUUGGAUGGGCAUCUAGCCUUAGCAAUGAUCGCACCAUGCCUUGCAGGGAACCUGGUAGGUUCAGUCAUGAAUCAAUUGCUGCCGUCCACCAUCAUCAUGAUUCUGCUUUUGAUCUUGGCUGCUACUACUUUUCAGGCUUCUGCAGGAAGAGCCUUGAAGAUGUGGAGAGCAGAGAAUGCUUUGCGCAGUGUCCAGCGUCCCAACGAAAACCGGGGCUGUGGAGCCAGCAUCGUCGGACGAGAAGCAGAACUA